AUGGAAAAUGCUUCCAAUUCUUCAGCGUUCCAUUCCACCUUAUCUGAAGGAGAAGACCUGAUUUUUGGAACAUUGUAUUCGCUUUUCGGCAUAGUGUCUCUCUUUGGAAACUGUCUCCUCCUCCUGGUAGCCUAUCGGAAGAGAGCCAUCCUGAAACCUGCUGAAUUCUUCAUUGUGAAUCUUGCCAUUAGCGAUGUGGGCAUGACUGUGAUCCUUUUCCCCUUGGCCACACCAUCCUUCUUUGCACACAGGUGGCUGUUCAACCAUGCCAUGUGUACCUUCUAUGCCUUUUGCGGAGUUCUCUUUGGCCUGUGCAGUCUCACCAGCCUAACAGCGCUAAGCACCGUUUGCUGCAUGAAGGUCUGUUAUCCGGCAUACGGCAAUAAGUUCUCUCCCACUUAUGCCGGGGCAUUGCUAGCGUGUGUCUGGGCUUACGCCCUCAUCUUUGCAGUGGCUCCUCUAGCUGACUGGGGCAGUUAUGGACCAGAGCCCUAUGGGACCGCUUGCUGCAUCAAGUGGAAAGCGUCAACCAGAGAAGCCAAGUUCUACAUCAUGGCUCUCUUUGUCUUCUGCUAUAUCAUCCCUUGCGUCCUGAUCAUCAUCUCUUACUCACUCAUCCUUUGGACUGUCAAAGUGUCCAGAAGAGCAGUAAAGCAGCACAUGUCGCCCCGGAGCAAGACCAACACUGUCCACAGCCUGAUUGUCAAGCUCAGUGUGUCUGUCUGCAUUGGGUUUCUGGCUGCUUGGACCCCUUAUGCCAUUGUUGCCAUGUGGGCCACCUUUGGAGAUGUCCGCCAGGUGCCGGUCCUGGCUUUCGCCCUGUCCUCCAUCUUUGCCAAGUCCUCUGCGACCUACAACCCUCUGGUGUACCUGCUGUUCAAGCCGAACUUCCAGAAGUUCAUUUCCAAAGACCUGUCCCUGUUGCACGCCAUCUGCACGGUCUUCUGCUGCAGCCGGCCGAGGGUUGUCGCCCUGCGGUCCUUCCACACGCGAGACGGCAGGGCUUCCGUGAGGCUCUCGAAGCCUUUCGCCGAACACCGCGGGUCCUGCAGGAAUUGCUCCGACACUUUCGAAUGUUUCCGCAACUAUCCCCGGUGCUACCGCCUGCCGCCAAAGGCCGACGCGACAUCCAAGACUAGCCCGCUGGUGAUUCUGUCAGGCAGGAGAGCUUGCAGGCCGAGUCUGAAAAGGACCAUGCAGGUCAUGGUGCUUGUGACGCGGAAGAAGACGGGGAUGGGGACUGUGAAUGUGGCAGGGGAUGUUCUGCCUGCCAAUAUUGUGAAAGAUCUUAUAUGAGCAUGGCGAGAGGCAAGGGUUGAAAGGCAGGGGUCGGCCCCUUUCUGCCUAGUCCAAUGGGAAUGUUUUACUACAGUAUCAAAAUCCA
Euleptes europaea (tarantolino) is the source of this 1384-nucleotide messenger RNA. Its product is annotated as opsin-5-like. Gene Ontology annotation, cellular component: membrane. Gene Ontology annotation, molecular function: G protein-coupled receptor activity. The record is from RefSeq and is a predicted model, not a curated record. Gene Ontology annotation, biological process: visual perception; G protein-coupled receptor signaling pathway. The coding region runs from base 1 to 1296 and encodes 431 amino acids. The transcript is spliced from 5 exons. NCBI's taxonomy places the organism in Eukaryota, Metazoa, Chordata, Lepidosauria, Squamata, Sphaerodactylidae.